Cuscuta epithymum is the source of this 1767-nucleotide messenger RNA. NCBI's taxonomy places the organism in Eukaryota, Viridiplantae, Streptophyta, Magnoliopsida, Solanales, Convolvulaceae. The record is from the annotation of a GenBank genome assembly.
UAUCUUAAUAUAUUGUAAAUAUAUUGUAGUUUAUAAGUAAGCUUUUUUGCAAUGUGUAGAUUGUAAGACUCUAUAUAACAUUUCGGCUUUUCUACUUAUUUCAAAACAUUCUUACUACCUAUCUCUGAGUUUUCACUAUCCGAUCUUUAAUUAUGAUUUAUUAGGCAUGUUAUGUCUACGACAAUUUGCAUGCAUUUCACACAACCAAGUAAUAUUUACAAAUAAUAUCAUAUUGUUAUUACAUUUUAAUAUCCCGCGCAUCGCGCGGGUGAGAAUCUAGUUAAUGAUGAAAGUUGAUCAUAUACGAACUCCGUUAUACUACUAUGAUACGGAAUUACGGAGUACUUUUUAAUUCAAAACCGCGAAAUAAAUAAGAUUCUUCACUUUCGACGACCAGCCCAUCGCAGAGCCGAUCCCUCCCUUCCGUGAAUUCCCUCCCAUUCUUCUCUUCUUUGUCCUGCCCUAGAAGAAGCGUAGGAUCAGCGGAGCUCUUCCCCGCCAGUUUCCGGUGUGAAGCUUUGAUAUUCUUAUUUAGAGAGAAAAGCAUGUCUGAAGAGGGAAGAGUGCAUCCUGACUGUCAAAAUGCAUCAAAUCCUUAUCACGAAUGCAGUGAGUACUGCUUCAAGAUAAUCGCUGAAACAAAGAAACGGAUUAAGCAAACAGAAACAGGGGUAACACAACCCAAUGAUUGUAGUGAUGCUCAAGCCCUUCUAGGCGAUAACUCUGAUCGGUCUCAGAAUGAUCAAGAUGAAAAGGAAGACACUGCAAGUCCCAUCAAAGAUCUUUCUAAUCUUACAGGAAGAGAGAAAAAGCUGCAUGAAUUGAGGUUAAAGAUGAAUGCCGCACAAAAAGCAAAUCAAUCUGCUUUAGUGGAGGAGAAUAGAAAAACAGAAGCCCCAGAAGAAUCUAGAGGCAUGUCCAAGAAAAAAUGGCUCGAGGAGAGGAAGAAGAAACUUGGGAAGUUGCUGGACGCAAAUGGUCUUGUUAUGAGUAAGGCAUACAUGCUUGAUACACAAGAGUCUGCUGAGGCGAAGUAUAAGAAGUGGGAAAAGGAACCUGCCCCGGCUGGUUGGGAUGUUUUUAAUCAGAAAACGCUUUAUAACGCACACAAGAAAAGAACAAAGAACAUCGAGGUUGACUUUGAAGAGUACAAUAAAAUGAAAGAGGUUGAUCCAGAGUUUUAUAGAGAAGCUUCAAGUCUUCAAUAUGGAAAGGCACCAAAAGUCUCUGAUGAUAGGAUUGAGAGGAUGGUGAAAGAACUCAAGGACAAAGAGGAGAAGCGGAAAUCAUUCAGUAGGAGGAGAAGGUAUCGUGAAGAGAAGGAUAUUGACUCUAUCAAUGAUCGUAAUGAGCAUUUUAAUAAAAAGAUCGAGCGAGCUUUUGGAAAAUAUACCCUGGAGAUCAAGAACAACUUGGAGAGAGGGACUGCUUUGCCUGACUGAGGUUGCAGUUGUUAUGAACUUAUGAUUACCUUAAGCGAGAUCACUAUGCAGCAAUUCUUCAUAUACUGAAAUCUGGUCUAACAUUUUUUAUCUGUUAUUGAUGUAUAAGUUCUGGUUUGAUAAUAUGCACGUGUAUGCUAAUUUGGAAAGGCUUGUUAGAAUGGGAGAACCGUUUCGUGUACCGUUUUGUGGCAUCAAUGUUUGAAGCUUCCCUCCACCUGAGUUCAAACUUUCUGUGGUAUUCUGUACAAUUUCCCCUACCACCCAUUCUUAUUUACCUAUGUUUAUUAAUUGAUCAGUGCACUUGAUUUCAACCACUCAAAAA